GACGUUCAUGCUGUCCGUCACCUCGCUCACUGAUCCCAAUCCAGGAACAUGGGUCGUCAUAGCUGGCCCGGAGAAUACAACAGUGACUCUGACAUCGCCCGCUUACAAGGAACCUAAAUCCGCUGUGAUAGGGGUGGGGAACAGCAUCAGUAUCCCCCUCACGUCCAGUGUCAUAUAUGGGGAAAGUGGCGUUGUAGAGAGCAAAGGUCUUCAAGUCCUUGCUGACGAGGACGUGUCAGUGCAAGUCGUCGCCAGUAUGUCUGAAGGCAACACAGAAGGCUUCCAGGCACUUCCUAAGAGUGUCUGGUCAGAUGAAUACUUUGUAUCGUUGUACACGGUCGCCGCUGGCCGCUCCUCGUUUGUUACUGUUGCUGCUUAUGACGAUGACACCUCCGUGAACAUAACAAUAAAAACCUUUGAUGGACAGACAUCGUGCAGUGGGAUCACACUUGACCAUGGACAGACAUUGCAUAUAACGCUAAAGUCUAUGGAUGUUUGGGGAGUCCGAUGUGACAAAGACCUCACAGGUACAUAUAUCAAAAGUGACAAGGCGAUAUCUGUUGUGGCGGGGAUGUUUGAUGCAAAUCGCUUCUUCGUGGAGAUGAUGAUACCGGUGCAGCUGUACGGUGUCAAGUUUGUCCUCCCGAACAUCACUGAUGUAGACAUUGUGUUCAGGGUUGUCGCUUCUCAGGACUACACUGAAGUCAACACAUGGAAGUCAGCGUACACUGUCAUGGACACGGGUCGCUAUGUGGACAUUAAUAGGAAGACUGCAGAGACUAUGUGUGUCAGUACUUCUAAGCCAGUCCAGGUUCAGAUGCUGCUGUGGUCAUCUGACUCAAAUGUAACGUCAUUUAUGAUCACAAUAGCUCCAAUAGACAGAUACAUGACGGCUUUCAGGAUCCCGCCAAGUCCUGCGACUGUGGGUCAACGGUUGAUGCUUUACGUCACGGAGAAAGGGAAUAAACAACUGCUCAAAAAUCAGCUUCAAAAUGCGAGAGUUGUUGAAGAGCAGGAUUGUUGCAGAUACGUUAUUUUGGCUGGAUCUGAACAGGUUUAUGGGCAUUUAACAUUGAAUCUGACGUUCCCAGUAAUGAUCGUGCUGUACAGUGUUCAAGUUGGUGGUGCUGAAGGCCACAGCGCUGGAUUCAAUAUGGGAUCGCCUACAUGUCCAACGGAGAAGGGUUAUCAAUAUGAUUCGAGUAGCAAGUUUUGUUUCAAGGUAGAGACAACAGAAGCCACGUGGUCAGACUCUGAACAACAGUGUGAAUCGUGGCUUCAUCACUAUCUGGCCACGCUAGACGCGGAAGCGAAACACGUGGCUGUGGAAGCCUUCAUUAGAAAAACACCUGAUGCCUUUGCAAGUAGAGGCGUGUGGACAGGGGGACACGUCGGCCACAAUGCUGUAUGGACGUGGCCGAACGGGGUGUCGUUCUCAAAUAUGUAUUUAAACUCGUAUAUAUUCCAGCCGGAUGGAUCUGCCUCCUGCUUAUCAAUGUUUAAACUGUUCAAUUACAAAUGGGAUGACCUCUGGUGCACAACCCCCCUCCCACACACGUGCGAAUUAAGACUUGAAGCGUUGACUUCCGUGCGGCUGUGGGAGACACGGUCUUCAUAUGAGAAUCCUGACUGCGCCUCUAGCGACGGCUACAGCUACUUUUCAUAUGGUGACGUAUGCAUCAAACCGCACACCGCCGCUCUGAGCUGGACCAAUGCCAACUCCCUGUGUCAGGCUCAUGGUGGGCGACUUGUCAAAGUGGAUUCUCUGUGGAAGUCGGCACUAAUUACCUCAUUUGCUAAACGCUUUCUGGAAAGCAGAUUCUUCGUUGGCGGAUCCAGACAGUACACACCCAACUCUGAGUCUGCGCACUUCGUGUGGACGGACUGCUCGCCUCUUGUUUUCAACUUUUGGUCUAAGGGGGAACCGAACAGUAAUCUGGGACUCGAAGACUGCGUGGAAUCCACAGAAGUGGGCUUCAAUGAUAUCUCAUGCACACGGAUAUUGAUGUUCAUUUGUGAAAAGACAGAGGAAACACAGUUCGUGUUAAAAGCCAACGAUGACACCUGUCUUGGACCUGCUUCUAGUCUGGUUUCUUCUGCUGGUCUCACCACCACUACUGCUGCUGCUUCUACUACAACAGCAGCUGACCUCACCCCUACUACCACAGCAGCUGGCCUCACCCCUACUACCACAGCAGCUGGCCUCACCCCUACUACCACAGCAGCUGGCCUCACCCCUACUACCACAGCAGCUGGCCUCACCCCUACUACCACAGCAGCUGGCCUCACCCCUACUACCACAGCAGCUGGCCUCACCCAAACUACCAUAGCAGCUGGCCUCAGCACUGCUACUACUACUCCUGCUAUGACGACCACAGCAGCUGGCCUCACCCAAACUACCACAGCAGCUGGGCUCACCCGUACUAUCACAGCAUCUGGUUCUACCCCUACUAAUACAGCAGCUGGCCUCACCAUGACUACCACAGCAGCUGGCCUCACCAUGACUACCACAGCAGCUGGCCUCACCAUGACUACCACAGCAGCUAGCCUCACCCCAACUACUACAGCAGCUGGCCUCACCCCUACUGCUACAGCAGCUGGCCUCACCCCAACUACCACAGCAGCUGGCCUUAGCACUGCUACUACUACUCCUGCUAUGACUACCACAGCAGCUGGGCUCACCCCUUCUACCACAGCAGCUGGUUCCACCCCUACUACUACUACUCCUGCUAUGACUACCACAGCAGCUGGCCUCGCCCCUACUACCACAGCAGCUGGUCUCAGCACUGCUACUACUACUCCUGCCCCUGCUGCUUCUGCUACCACAGCAGGUGUGUCAGCUGCGACGUCUCCUGACUGGACUCCCCCGGGAGAGUGGAACAUCAGCUCCUGGGACAAGAAUUGGGUUGUGACGCUCGGACCUUGGAGGUUUGAGCGAGUGUCGGCCAGAUGGAAGAGACUGGUUUGUCGAUGUGCCUGCGUUCCCAAACGUCUUAAUACUUUGUCUCCAUCCGGCGUUGAAGCAGUGAAAGAAAACUUCGAGAACAAACUUUUACUGAAUGAUAAGAAGCUAACAAAGGCUGUGGCAAAAUACAACAGUGCGAAGGAUGCUAGACUAUCAGCACAUGGAAUGGGAUACAGUGGCAUGUGCUUGAUAAGCCUGCCUAUCAUUCUCGUUGUCCUCUCUGACGUCAUCACGUGCUUUAGCUUGUCACCCAAAAAUAAAGAAUGAGUUCACUUCGUCGCACAGACUACGACGCCAUAUUUUCAACGAGUGGUGUAUUGACACUAGACUUGCGCUAGAGUUCAAUAGUCCGUCAGAGUGCGUGUGAACAAUAUUAGGUAAAUGAUGUGGAGACAUUGUUAUUUUGAUAACAACAGCGCGCGUAAGCACGAGAGUCUUCGACGUGAAGUAUUUUAUAGUGAUUAUAAGCAUACUAUAAAAUGGGUACAAUGUCUCUCCUUCUAGGAGUGCAUGUCUUGACAACAUCUGGAUCCACUCGUGUAAUAUAUUAUGGGUACAAUGUCUCACCUAGAAGUGCAUGUGUUGACAACACCUUGGUUCAUUUGUGUAAUAUAUUAUGGGUACAAUGUCUCUCCUCCUAGGAGUGCAUGUCUUGACAACAUCUGGAUCCACUCGUGUAAUAUAUAAUGGGUACAAUGUCUCUCCUUCUAGAAGUGCAUGACUUGACAACAUCUGGAUCCAUUCGUGUAAUAUAUAAUGGGUACAAUGUCUCUCCUUCUAGGAGUGCAUGUCUUGACAACAUCUGGAUCCACUCGUGUAAUAUAUAAUGGGUACAAUGUCUCUCCUCCUAGGAGUGCAUGUCUUGACAACAUUUGGAUCCACUCGUGUAAUAUAUUAUGGGUACAAUGUCUCUCCUCCUAGGAGUGCAUGUCUUGACAACAUCUGGAUUUACUCGUGUAAUAUAUAAUGGGUACAAUGUCUCUCCUUCUAGGAGUGCAUGUCUUGACAACAUCUGGAUCCACUCGUGUAAUAUAUAAUGGGUACAAUGUCUCUCCUCCUAGGAGUGCAUGUCUUGACAACAUCUGGAUCCACUCGUGUAAUAUAUAAUGGGUACAAUGUCUCUCCUCCUAGGAGUGCAUGUCUUGACAACAUCUGGAUCCACUCGUGUAAUAUAUAAUGGGUACAAUGUCUCUCCUCCUAGGAGUGCAUGUCUUGACAACAUCUGGAUCCAUUCGUGUAAUAUAUAAUGGGUACAAUGUCUCUCCUCCUAGGAGUGCAUGUCUUGACAACAUCUGGAUCCACUCGUGUAAUAUAUAAUGGGUGCAAUGUCUCUCCUUCUAGGAGUGCAUGUCUUGACAACAUCUGGAUCCACUCGUGUAAUAUAUAAUGGGUACAAUGUCUCUCCUCCUAGGAGUGCAUGUCUUGACAACAUCUGGAUCCACUCGUGUAAUAUAUAAUGGGUACAAUGUCUCUCCUUCUAGGAGAGCAUGUCUUGACAACAUCUGGAUCCACUCGUGUAAUAAAUAAUGGGUACAAUGUCUCUCCUUCUAGGAGUGCAUGUCUUGACAACAUCUGGAUCCACUCGUGUAAUAUAUUAUGGGUACAAUGUCUCUCCUUCUAGGAGUGCAUGUCUUGACAACAUCUGGAUCCACUCGUGUAAUAUAUAAUGGGUACAAUGUCUCUCCUUCUAGGAGUGCAUGUCUUGACAACAUCUGGAUCCACUCGUGUAAUAAAUAAUGGGUACAAUGUCUCUCCUUCUAGGAGUGCAUGUCUUGACAACAUCUGGAUCCACUCGUGUAAUAUAUAAUGGGUACAAUGUCUCACCUAGAAGUGCAUGUGUUGACAACACCUUGGUUCAUUUGUGUAAUAUAUGGUGGGUACAAUGUCUCUCCUUCUAGGAGUGCAUGUCUUGACAACAUCUGGAACCAUUCGGGUAAUAUAUUAUGGGUACAAUGUCUCUCCUUCUAGAAGUGCAUGUAUUGCACGCAAUAAUUUUAUUUCGUAUUAAAUUACCUACAUGUUAAGUUUCUAUUUAUAAAAUACGUUUUUUAAUAUACUGUUAU
This is a messenger RNA of Haliotis rufescens (red abalone), 5028 nucleotides long. RefSeq lists its product as uncharacterized. The record is from RefSeq and is a predicted model, not a curated record. The coding region runs from base 8 to 3232 and encodes 1074 amino acids. Lineage: Eukaryota; Metazoa; Mollusca; Gastropoda; Lepetellida; Haliotidae. The transcript is spliced from 6 exons.